AUCAACGCUGACGCAGUGGUGCACAGCUAUCUGUCAUUAUAAAAAUAAAAAACAUUGAGCACUUCUGCGCGGUGACUGCCAUCGUGUGCGCCCGAUGUAAUGCAUCGCAGCAGCAGCAGUAGCAGUGCAGUGCAGCGACUGGCCUACUGGACUGCAGUCGCAUUGCGAAGCUAACGCGCUCGAGUGCAGGUCGCGGGUUGCGUGUGUAUAUAUUUGCUCGGCCCAGCAUAACACCAUUGGAUAUAGGUCAACAAGCUGUGUGCUGCCGCUUGCACCGACGCUGCAGCGAACAGCUUUAUAUGAAUUGCGAGGCCUUUCAUAAGCUGGCGCACUACAUCAAUUGAAAAGUCGAUAAAAGUCGUGCGUCGUCGAGCGAAAAAAAAGAAAAAGAAAAAAAGAAGAAAAAGGAAACAAAAUGUUGCUGGACGACUUGAUAUACGUGGGUCUGCUGCUGCUGUGCAUCGGUUUUGGCAAGUACUAUCGGCAAAUCGACUCGGUGCAGCUGCGCCAAUGGGUCAGCACCGGCCUCGGCCUGGCGCUGGUGCUCUGCGUUUCCGGCAAGCACGCCAUCCAUCCGAUAUUCUCCACGGUGGUCAAUGCUAUAAUCGUCACGAGGUUGUCGCCAAAAAUCAGCCACUUGGUGAGCUUCUUCUUCGCGUUUUUCUACCUGCUGGUGAUACUGCGCCUGUCGCACCUGUUCGGCUGGUCGACGCCGUCGGGCCACACGAAUCUCAUACAGAUGAUGCUGACGCUCAAGCUGGCCGGCGUGGCCUUCGAGAUGAACGCCGCGGCGACCCACCCGCUGGGUCAGGACGAUCCCCAGGGCGCCGCCAGUGCGGCCCUCGCCAGGGUCGGAUUCAUGGAUGUGUUUCACUACUGCUUCACUUACAUCGGAGUUCUCACCGGUCCGUACUACAGAUACAGAACGUACUGGGACUCGCUGCACAGGCCGUUCGCGAUGAAGGCCGAUCACUGGGCUCACACUUAUCCGAAACUCAUACUAAGUGCCUGCUUCACCGCCAUAUUCCUGACGACCAAUUACGUAUUUCCCGCGAGGUACGCGCUGUCGGAUGAAUUUGCCGAGCGCUCGUUCCUCUACCGAACCUGGUACAUCUAUCCGACCUUCGUGACCUUCCGCAUGCGCAUGUAUGUCGGCAUGAUGCUGUCCGAGUGCGUCUGCCAGAUGGCCGGGCUCGGCGCCUACCCGACCAAGUGCGAGACCACCUCGGGCCUCGGGCCCAAGGAUUACAAGGCCGCCACCGCUCUAUCCAACGACGAGCGCUCGAUCGUCCCCGAGGAGCUGGACUUCGAGACGGUGCACAACAUGAACGUGUGGGGCGUCGAGAAGACCAUACUGGUGCGCGACGCCAUGAAGAAGUGGAACACCUGCGUGCAGUACUGGAUGGCCAUCUACGUGUACAAGCGCUUCCCGCAUCGGGGCCUGCGCACGGUGGCCACCCUGGCCCUGUCGUCGCUCUGGCACGGCUACGCGGCCGGCUACUAUCUCACCAUCUGCCAGAUCAAUUUCUAUCUGCCCAUGGAGGACACCUACGUCAAGUUUUACAAGCACUAUCCGGACGGCAGUUUGCCUAAGAAAUUUCUGCACGCCUUCAUGUGGUUCUGCCGCGUCUCCUGCAUGUCGUAUCUCGGGCUGUCCUUCCAAUUGCUCGAGUUCCACGAGAGCUGGACGUUCUACAAGCGGGUCUACUUCAUCGGCCAUGUGUCGAUAGCCGUUGUAACAGUGAUAGGAUUUCUGAUCCGACCUUAUAUUCUCGGCAGCGAGAGGAAGAAGAGAGAAGACAAAAAGAAGGAAUAAAUCUUCUGUGGAUUCAACGACGAGUCGUUCAUAUCGAUUACGCACUUUUUGCGUAUAUAUCAGCGGUAUAACGAAAAUUGUCCAUUUCUCUUUUGUUUUCAUUUUUUGUUAUUUUGUUUUAUGGCGUAACGAGGAAAAUUGUAGAAAAAAGUGUGUGAGAGAUCUGCAUUUAUAAAAAGUUUUUUUUCUUUUCAUGUCAAUGCAACUGCGCGAGCGUAGUUGACUUCUUCUUUUUUGUAAAUAUUAUGAAAGAAAAGUGGAAAAUGUAAAAAAAAAGAGCAUGACGAUCAGAGCUCUGCACCCGCGCAGUUGAACUGAAAUUUAUUUGUUACAUUCGUGACUAAUCGAAAGGGAUUCCAAGCUUAUAUAACUUCAUUAUUUAAUGAUCUUUAUGUGUGUGUUCUUUUUUAUAAAUACAUUUGUUACUUGCGUGCGACUCCGAAACUAUCCGAGUUCAAACUUGUUAUUUCUUUCAGAGUAUUUAUUUUUUUUUGUCGAAACUUCGUAUGCACAUUAAGUUUUUAUAUUUCAUGUAAAUAGUUAAAGUGAGUAGU
Molecule: messenger RNA, 2370 nt
Organism: Trichogramma pretiosum
Lineage: Eukaryota; Metazoa; Arthropoda; Insecta; Hymenoptera; Trichogrammatidae
Gene: frj
Product: lysophospholipid acyltransferase 7
Exons: 7
Coding region: 416-1816 (466 amino acids)
Biological process (GO): lipid modification; phosphatidylinositol biosynthetic process
Cellular component (GO): mitochondria-associated endoplasmic reticulum membrane contact site; membrane
Molecular function (GO): lysophospholipid acyltransferase activity
Source: RefSeq, a predicted model, not a curated record